GUCAAAUUACAAAUACACAAUUUCAAAACAAAGUUUGGUGUCGUAUUGUAAUCUAUAGUAUUUUGUUCAUAAAUUGUUUUUUGUGGUGAUAUUAUAAUGUGUAAAGUUACAUUGUCGGUGCUAAUCCUCGCCUUCGUACAGAUUGUAUUAAGUUUCGAUUUUCGAAACAUAGUGUUCACUAUCAUAAGCCAGCCUGAUCCGUACCACAGCAGCGUCUCCAAGAAACUUAAGGAGGAUAUUGAGAAUCAAGUUAUGGAGAUUGAAAAUCACCGUCCAGUAAUCCACACAACACAAGACUUCUCCAUCCCCGGGGAUUGGACGAUCUUCCCCCUACUACGUCCGCUCGUGUCCAGGUAUAAAGGUAGCGACGUGCGAUGGAUCGUGUUCAUUGAACCGCACACCGCCGUGCGAUGCGGUAGAUUAUUGGAAUCUAUUGCUAAUGCUGACAGACAGCAGGAUACAAUGUGGAUUGGUUAUCCACUAACUGAUGAGGAGCCAAGAGUAAUUCAUCACUUUCAUUUCUACGAAAACUUGGAAGAGGAUGGUGGCUUCGUAUACCCCAAUUUUGCCAGUGGUUUCGCUAUGAGAAUAGAACUUAUGGACAUGUUACUAAAACAAGUAGAAAGAGGAGAAAGGAAGCGGAAUUCAGACGCUUUUUCAAUAGACCCUUCUUACGAACUAGCGCAACUUAUUUACGGGGAUGGUGAUCACCCUGGACCACUACUCUCCGCUGACUUGAGCUUCUGUAUUGUAUCUGGAGACCAAUGUGCUACUUAUCCUAGACAGUUUUAUUCGUGCGGCAGUGCAAUACCUGAAGAGUCGAUUUUCUUCGCGGUGAAAACCUGGACCGGCUUCCACGCAUCUAGGACUGCAGUGGUCAAGAAGACGUGGGGAAAACGUGUUUCACAUUUGCUGUUCUACAGCGACAAAGCUGAUCCAUUACUACCUUCUAUAAACGUCGGUGUGCCAAAUACAAAAUCGGGUCAUUGUGCCAAAACCAUGGCCAUUUUGAAAGAUGCUGUUAGAAGAGCACGAAACUUGCCUGGUGUUAACUGGAUAUUCUUGGCUGAUGACGAUACUACACUGGGGGUACAAAGACUUUGUGAAGUCUUGAGUUGCUUCAGAGGUGGGAGUGACGUCACAGUCGUCGGGGAGAGAUAUGGGUACGGCGUUUGGAACAAAGAAACUGGCCUUAGAGGUUAUGAUCACGGCUACGACUACAUAACCGGCGGAGGCGGUACAGCCUUCAGCGUGGCUGCAGCGGAUGCGCUGUCAAAAUGCCGCUGUACUAAGUCAAAUGACCCUGAUGACAUGACCAUCGGUGCUUGCGCGUUACAUCGAAAUAUUACCUUGACGCAUUCCUCGCUGUUUCACCAGGCUCGACCCCAAGACUACCCUCGCGAAGCACUGGUAGAUCGCCCAGUGUCUUUCCACCGUCAUUCCUCGCCGGACCCCUUUAGGGUGUACACCACGUGGUUCUACCAUGACGAUCUUGCACUCAAGAGGAGAAAAAGAGAAGAACUAUAACUAUACUGAUGUAAUUAACUGACUUCUGUAUUGAAAUAGAUAUCGAACCACAAACCAACAACUAGCGACCACGGGCUCUUUUAAAAAGAUGCUGUAUAAGAUAACUCAGAAUUACUUAAAAUGUCUAUAUGACUGCUGCGCCUUGGAUCGAAACUUGAGAGAACACUUUCAUUAUAACACGCCACAAUGAAAAUGUUAUCUUCAAGCUAUCGCUUAUAUUGAAGUAUGAACAUAAUUUUUUUAACAUUUAAUGAUCUGACAAACACGCGCGUGUUCACAAUUUGCGCGUGAUUAAUGCUGCACAAUUUGCGCGUGAUUAAUG
Hyposmocoma kahamanoa is the source of this 1849-nucleotide messenger RNA. Its product is annotated as beta-1,3-glucosyltransferase. Bases 97 to 1527 code for a protein of 476 amino acids. Gene Ontology annotation, molecular function: acetylglucosaminyltransferase activity. Lineage: Eukaryota; Metazoa; Arthropoda; Insecta; Lepidoptera; Cosmopterigidae. The record is from RefSeq and is a predicted model, not a curated record. Gene Ontology annotation, cellular component: membrane. The transcript is spliced from 11 exons.